AUGAACGUACAAAAUCUCUUAUCGCAUGACCUGAAUCCUCACCAACGCUUGGACCUCGUCCGCGGUGACGUUUCUCAAGAGGCGCACAGAGCCCAUCAGUACCCAACACGCCACUCUGCCGUCUACAGUAACAAUGCUCAAAACUUUCAGCAAUACGCAACUCCCGAAGGAAGUCCGACUUACGCCAUGCAGCCAAUCAACCAGUUCGACGGCUACAACGGUUCCCCAACGAAAAUGGACCCAAAAAAUAUUACAUUUGAAUUGCUUUUCAACAGCGACGCUCGGUAUAGAGGACGUCUGCCAAUGAAAGUCCAGAUCUUUCCUCAUGACAAUACCGAUGGUAUCGUCAGCACCGUCAAAAACUUUUUCGGCUUAUACGAUGAGGCGCUUGCAGGCGUCAGCUUUGAAGACUCCAACGGCAAUACUCUCAUAGCUAGCCAUGAGAACUUUGCUAAUGGCAUGACUGUCUUUGUCAGAGUCAUACCUAAGCUUCCAGAAUAUCGCACGGAUCACGAAGCCACUAGCGAGAGACAGCAAGCGCCUUUGAAAAUCGAGAGGACUCCUCAUCUAGACGAAGGCUUCCAAAUGCCACCCCCUCAUCUGAAUGCGACAUAUCAUCAUCCGCAACCAGCCUCUCGACCAGCCUCUCGGCUUGCUCGAAGACAGAGCAGUUCUCCGAAGAUCGCUGCACUCCAGCAUCACAGCUCAACGCAGAAGUCCCGGCCUCGCCCUACACUCAAACGUGAUAGCAGAGAGGGCAGCUUUCAAGCACGUCUUGAGGAACUCAAUAGCGAUGCUGUGAAAGCUUGCAACAGUAGCGAUGGUGAUGCUGCUUCGGUCACGAGUUCUUUCCGCGCUCGUAAUGAAGGCCUUGCCAGUGCUGAGAUCAGCCAAGUCAAUAUUGUUGAGGGAGGUCGACGCCAAAAGGCUAAGUUUGAGAGCUCAGAAUUGCCCUUAUUUGUCCCCCCUCAAGUCCCUGUUGCCAACUCCAUAUCCUCCAUAUCUCCUCAAAGACGAUCAAAUGGGAAUGAAAAUGCUUCUCCUUUUGCACAUCCUUUGCAGCGCCCAGCCAGUUGGUAUCAUCCUAUGCCAUCGCCGCAAAAUUCUGCCUUUGGUAGCUCGGGUCUAAAUACGAAUCCUGCUCGCGCACCUGAGCCCCCCCACGGACAUCGUCUUCGGGAUAGAGUGAACGCACCAACAAUGCCUACAUAUAUGCGUGGUGGCAUGGCCUCUAAAGGGAUAGGCUACGGCAUUCUCCCUACUCCAGAUCCCACUAUAGCCAGUACUAUAUCCGACGAGGAUGUUGCGCUACAGCUUAUGCGUCUUGGAGAUCCCUCAAAUAUAUCGCAUGGUCGCACUUCCGCUUCUACCAUGGACGAUGCAUUGAGCGGUCGUGCUGACAUUGCCUCCUCUGGUACGAGUGACGAAGAAGGAGAGCUUGACGUCGACCAGCCAACUAUGCAGACUGGUUCGCCAAAUGAAGCCGGCCAUAACGCGCAUCAACGUAGUGCAGGCAUGGCUAUUUCAGACUUUAGUGGAGACGAAGAAUACCAAGAUGAUGGUCCGGCAAGCAAGCGUCAGAAGGUGUCCGUCGCAAAAACACCUUCUAGCAAACCACGCACAAACAGUGGCUCGAAGAAAAGCUCAAGCUCUAAAAUUGCCAAACCUCGCCUCCACGGACAGAUCAAGAAAUUAAAGCAUUCACUGGGCUCCAAUACACCUAAAGUCCCAAUCUCGCCUGCCUCUCUGCCUCCACAGUCUCGCAAAGGAUCCACAGCGUCCAUCAUGGGCCCUCCCCAAUUGCCCUUCCCUGAUGAGUUAGAUCUCUCGACUAAGCCUCGUUGCCAACGAUGCCGAAAGAGUAAAAAAGGAUGUGAUCGUCAACGUCCCUGCCAACGCUGUAAAGACGCUGGCAUUGGGAUUGAAGGAUGCGUCAGCGAAGACGAAGGCAAUGGUCGCAAGGGAAGGUUCGGACGGCACAUGGGGGUAAACGUCCAAAGUGAUGUUCAAGCAGCAUCUGAAUUCGAAAACGACGAUCUUUCUCUAGCAAUUGACGGCGAUGACAACAGUAAAAAACGCAAGCGGUAG
Messenger RNA from Bacidia gigantensis, 2088 nucleotides. RefSeq lists its product as uncharacterized. The transcript has 2 exons. Gene Ontology annotation, molecular function: zinc ion binding; DNA-binding transcription factor activity, RNA polymerase II-specific. The coding region runs from base 1 to 2088 and encodes 695 amino acids. NCBI's taxonomy places the organism in Eukaryota, Fungi, Ascomycota, Lecanoromycetes, Lecanorales, Ramalinaceae. The record is from RefSeq and is a predicted model, not a curated record. Gene Ontology annotation, biological process: regulation of DNA-templated transcription.